Bufo gargarizans (Asiatic toad) is the source of this 1631-nucleotide messenger RNA. It is a transcript of the gene FERMT3, whose product is annotated as FERM domain containing kindlin 3. Gene Ontology annotation, cellular component: cell-substrate junction. The record is from RefSeq and is a predicted model, not a curated record. Bases 65 to 1105 code for a protein of 346 amino acids. Gene Ontology annotation, biological process: integrin activation; regulation of cell-cell adhesion mediated by integrin; cell-matrix adhesion. Gene Ontology annotation, molecular function: integrin binding. The transcript has 8 exons. NCBI's taxonomy places the organism in Eukaryota, Metazoa, Chordata, Amphibia, Anura, Bufonidae.
AAUAUUUCAAAUGUAUUUUCUUCUCUAGUAUCAUGUGAACAAACUAUCAGCAACCUCGGAUCCCAUGCAUUUGCCCCAAGACUCUGCUCUUCAUGACCUGGAUGAGGCGCUGUCACAUCUGGAAGUUAAACUAGAGGCAUCUAGUCCCAGCGAGGCUCUGGCAGGAAUUGAACUUGAACCAGAGCUGCAGGAGUAUCUGAAAGUUUUCAGGCCACGGAAAAUGACUCUUAAAGGCUACAAACAGAAUUGGGUGAUGCUGAAAGGAACGAAUGUGUCGUGUUAUAAAAGCAAAGAAGAGGCCAAAGGGGAACCAUUGAUCUUACUAGCACUAAAAGGGUGUGAAGUUAUUCCAGAGGUCAAUGUCGCUUCUCAGAAGUUCUGUAUUAAGCUUUUGGUCCCAUCCCCAGAAGGAAUGAAUGAAGUUUACCUGCGAUGUGAAAAUGAGCAGCAAUAUGCCCGCUGGAUGGCUGGUUGCCGCUUGGCAGCGAAAGGACGCACCAUGGAUGACUCAUCUUAUGACGGAGAAGUCCAAAAUAUAUUAUCCUUCUUAACUCUUCAGAAAUCCAACGCACAAACGUCAGCCUCCGCAGCAGAGUCCAUCAACAUGCUUUCCCUGGUAUCACCAAGAUACCAGAAAAAGCUGAAACUUAAGCAGUUAUCACCUCGUAUACUGGAGGCCUACCAGAAUAUUGCUCAGAUUACACUUAUGGAAGCUAAACUGCGUUUUAUACAGGACUGGCAAUCUCUGCCUGAUUUUGGAGUCUCAUACUUCCUUGUAAGGUUCAAAGGUGCUCGUCGGGAUGAAAUACUAGGCAUUGCCAGCAACCGUUUAAUUAGAAUAGACCUGAAUGUAGGAGAUGUGGUGAAAACCUGGAUGUACAGUAACAUGAAGCAGUGGAAUGUCAAUUGGGAUAUCAGACAGGUAUCCAUUGAAUUCACCGAGAAUAUUAAUGUUGCCUUCACUUGCGUUUCUGCUUCUUGCAAAGUUGUCCAUGAAUACAUAGGUGGCUACAUCUUCAUGUCUACACGGGCAAGGGAUGGUGGCAGCAAAGGCCUCAAUGAAGAGCUGUUCCAUAAACUUACUGGUGGACAUGAAGCCCUCUAGAAAACUUCUGAAAUCUCUGUUCAGUCCUCAUUUUCCACAUAACAUAAAAAGACUUUGCACUUCAUGAAGUUGCUCUAAAUAGCAAUCAAGUUUUUGACUCGUUGUCCACAUACAUGUGAUAAAGGCAAAUGUAAAGCUGUGACGUUUGGCAUUCAUCAUAACUUCACAUUAAUUAGGAUACUCCUCACCGAAAAUGUGUCAGCCGUGUAAGAGCAGAUCUAGGUACAUUUCAUAUGGAACUUGCAGUGUUUUGUAAAUGUCACCUAAAGGAUGCAGCCAUUUUCACAGAGUUUGAGCUGAUCUAUAGGGGACUAAUACAGUGGGUGGCCAAGAUGGCACCAUCUUUUUUUCUAGCAUAUCUUUUCAUACAAGCCACUUAAUAUCUGGAGUUUAAGCAGCAGCAAGAGUGACUAUGCCAGGUAUAAAGGCAAUCCAAGAUUAUACAUACCUACAUUAUUUCUAUAGACAGAAAUGUAUUAAAUCAUUAAAAAAUAAACUAGCUAUUAAUGGAUGAUCAUUACAUACA